Messenger RNA from Amoebophrya sp. A120, 302 nucleotides. NCBI's taxonomy places the organism in Eukaryota, Dinophyceae, Syndiniales, Amoebophryaceae. The record is from the annotation of a GenBank genome assembly.
CGAAAGGAUCACUGUUUAGACAGAUAUGGUAGAGGAGUGCGUUUUAUUUUCUGGCGCGUUAUUGUAGCUCUGGAGAGCCAGUCCUUUUUUCCAUUGUGCGCUUUCCCACCCCCUUUUUCAGCGUGCUCUCAUCGAACUUGAGCUCGAGAACGAACCUAUACCUAAACCUCAUGCACGCCCUCCCAGUGCAGGAUAGAUGAUGAUGAUGAUGAUCACAGAGGUAUCAGCAUGGAUCUGUGUGUUAUGGAUCUUGGAAGAAAGAUGAUGGGCUUGGUGCGCCUUGGUGCCUUGUUGCCCCGCCG